Messenger RNA from Spirometra erinaceieuropaei, 1025 nucleotides. NCBI's taxonomy places the organism in Eukaryota, Metazoa, Platyhelminthes, Cestoda, Diphyllobothriidea, Diphyllobothriidae. The record is from the annotation of a GenBank genome assembly.
AAGCAGUUAAACGUUGUUGAGCCUCUCUGGUGUAAGGAUCCUUCUAAGGUAAGCACUACCGUUUUACCAAUAUACCCCUGAAAUGUGUGAUGCCGCACAACUAUUACCUGCUUAUGUGUAUUGAACGGAACACGCGGUAGCAUAAACAUGAGCAUUUCCGCUGCUUUUCCUGUGUUGUAUUUAUAAGCACCAUACGAUGUGAACAUUAGUAAGAAGUAGAAGCGAUCGCUGGAAUAAGAGCUUGAUUCGCCUGACCUUUCGGACUCUCGCUCGAACCCAUCACCAGUGACAAUUACUGACCCGCAUCACACACACUUCGACCACCGGCUCGCUAUCACUUAAGUUGCAAUAGGGAUUAGUAAUCAAGGUGAAGGGAUCUUCUGCCGACUUAUUUAUUCUUCUUCUAGUCUUGCCUUGGACCUCUCUCUGAAGUUUUCGUAGCCAGACACAACAGCAGGUAACAAUGCUGACGAAAUACCGACAGAGACGAAGGAUAUUGGAAUGAUCAUUUUGACUAGGUCGGCCAACAACCUCUUGCGCUCGCAAGUAAAUACAUUGUCUGGGCAAAAUGAUAUUGACAGCAAAUACAUUCUGCAAGUAAGAGUAGAUUUACUUGGCAAAACUUUGCUGCAAAAACGUUAUUUUUGAUGUGUCACUGGACCAUGCUCAAGGUAAAAGAUCCUUGGUCGAGAAAUCGGACUACGGGCAAGGAUACUUUCUUUUUGGUCCUUCCCCAGGGAGAAAUUAUCAACAUGUGGUAGUUAGUGUGUGUUUUCCAGAAUUGCCUAUGGCAGAGUGGAAGUUUGCUAUUCUGAUAGAUUUCUUUAUUGUUAUUCGUUUGCUCGGAUUUUCAGGCCGGACUUUGCGUCUGCGCUCGUAUUCAUGACCAUGCUUCCCUUUUUAACCAAAAGUGCGUCCUCACUAGGUCAGCGAGGAGGAGUACACAUCGUUCUACCAAUUCCUUUCCGGGAACGCCUUUGACGUACCACGUUAUCGAACGACUUUCCAGACCGACUCUCCUAUAA